Thermothelomyces thermophilus ATCC 42464 is the source of this 2804-nucleotide messenger RNA. RefSeq names its product glycoside hydrolase family 74 protein. Bases 262 to 2517 code for a protein of 751 amino acids. The transcript is spliced from 4 exons. Gene Ontology annotation, biological process: xyloglucan metabolic process. NCBI's taxonomy places the organism in Eukaryota, Fungi, Ascomycota, Sordariomycetes, Sordariales, Chaetomiaceae. The record is from RefSeq and is a predicted model, not a curated record. Gene Ontology annotation, molecular function: protein binding.
CGAUUUCCGUGUAGGGUUCCUUUCCGCGCGGCGGCCAUGGGCAGGUCGCGGCUUAAAUUCUCUCCUGAUGUUCUUUUUGGUUAUAGAAAUUGACACUUCUUAAUGAUAAAUAAUAAUCCCUGACUGACCCUCCAUCUCUCCUUCCUCGCCACAAAGAGACUCUGUUGUUGUGCAGUCUAGGAGCGCGCAUCGAUUCGGUAACGGCACAGGGACCUCUCCUCCUCCCUCUCCUCUUCUGUCCUCUCCUUUUUUUUGGGAGUCAUGAAGGGCACAUCGGCGUUGCAGCUCCUUCUUGCUGUCGCCGCGGCGGUGGCCCCCGCCGGGGCGGCGACGGCGUGGAAAAAUGUCAACAUUGGCGGCGGCGGCGGCUUCGUCCCGGGCAUCAUCUUCCACCCCAAGGAAAAGGGGGUGGCAUAUGCCCGGACCGACAUUGGCGGUCUCUACCGGCUGAACCCCGACGACGACUCGUGGACCCCGCUGACGGAUAACCUGGGCACCAACGAGAAAUGGGGCCGCUGGGGUAUCGAUGCCGUCGCCGUCGACCCCCAGGAUGCCGACAGGGUCUACGCGGCCGUCGGCAUGUACACUAACGACUGGGACCCCAACCCGGGCUCCAUCAUCCGCAGCUCGGACAGGGGCGCCACCUGGGAAGUCACCGAGCUACCCUUCAAGGUGGGCGGGAACAUGCCGGGCCGCGGGAUGGGCGAGAGGCUCGCGGUCGACCCGGCCAACUCGGACAUACUGUUCUUCGGCGCCCGCAGCGGCAACGGCCUGUGGAAGAGCGCCGACGGCGGCGUCACCUGGGCCCGCGUCGAGUCCUUCACCAACGUAGGCACCUACGCGCCCGACCCAAGCGACGCCACCGGCCUGAACUCGGACCUGAUCGGCCUGACCUUUGUCACGUUCGACUCGACCUCGAACGUGGUCGGCGGCGCCACCUCGCGCAUCUUUGUCGGCACGGCCGACAACAAGACCGCCUCAGUCUACGUGUCGGAGGACGCCGGCGCCACCUGGAAGCCCGUCGAGGGCCAGCCGGGCGCCUUCUUCCCGCACAAGUGCGUGCUGCAGCCCGAGGAGAAGGCGCUCUACCUGAGCUACAGCAACGGCGCCGGCCCCUACGACGGCACCCUGGGCGCCGUCUACCGCUACGACCUCGCCGCCCGCACCUGGACCGACAUCACCCCGGCCUCGGGCGGCGACCUCUACUUCGGCUUCGGUGGCCUCAGCGUCGACUUGCGGAAGCCGGGCACCCUCAUGGUCGCCACCCUGAACUCGUGGUGGCCCGACGCCCAGAUCUACCGCUCGACCGACUCGGGCGCCACCUGGUCCAAGAUCUGGGAGUGGGCGGCCUAUCCGGACAUGAACUGGUACUACGGUCUCUAUACCGAUAAAGCCCCCUGGAUCAACGCCGGCUUCAUCUCCCAGGACACCAAGCGUCUCGGCUGGAUGAUCGAGGCCCUCGAGAUCGACCCCCACGACAGCGACCACUGGCUGUACGGAACCGGCCUCACCCUCUACGGCGGCCAUGACCUUACCAAGUGGGACACCGUGACUCGCAACGUCACCAUCUCGUCGCUCGCCGCCGGCAUCGAGGAGAUGGCCGUCCUCGGCCUCGCCUCGCCCCCCAACGGAUCCGAACUCCUGGCCGCCGUGGGCGACGACUGUGGCUUCACCUUCCGGGAGAGCCAAGACCUCGGCACGUCCCCUCAGACUCCCUGGAUGAAUCCCAUCUGGACUUCGACCACCGACGUCGACUACGCCGGCAACGAGCCCGAUCACGUCGUCCGCGUCGGCAACUCUCAGGGCGCCCCGCAGGUCGCCGUGUCCGAGGAUGGCGGCGUGACCUGGAGCGCGCACCCGGGCGCCGACGGCACCACCAACUCGGGCACGCUGGCCUACUCGGCCGACGCGGACACGAUCGUCUGGUCGUCUGGCAGCGCCGGCGUACUCCGCUCCCAGAACCAGGGCGCCUUCGCCGCCGUUGGCUCCCUCCCCUCGGGCGCCACUGUCGCCGCCGACCGGCGCAACAACACCGUCUUCUACGCCGCCUCGGGCGCCUCCUUCUACCGCAGCACCGACACGGGCGCCACCUUUGCCAAGGUCGCCUCCGCCUUUGGCAGCAAGGUCGCCGCCGUCAAAGCCAUUGCGGCCCACCCGGUCGUCGCUGGCGAGGUCUGGGUCGCCACCGACGCCGGCCUGUUCCGCAGCAUCGACUACGGUGCCACCUUCUCGGCCGCCUCCGGCAGCAUCACCGAUGCCAUCCAGGUCUCCCUCGGCAAGGGUGAUGGCUCCGCCUGGAACGUCUACGUUUUCGGCACGGGCCCCGAGGGCACCAAGCUGUACGCCUCGGCCGACGAGGGCGCCACCUGGGUCGACAUCCAGGGCGAGCAGGGCUUCGGCUCGCUCUCUGCCAACAGGCUCGUCGGCAGCGGCAACGUCGCCGGCCAGGUCUACGUCGGCACCAACGGCCGCGGCGUCUUUUACGCCAAGGUAUCCCUGUCCGCCGCCGCCAACUAAACUCGGCUUCCUUCUUUGGCCGCGCGGACUGAGGAGGAGGAAAUACUAGGAAGGAGGAAAAAGGGGGGGAGGGGGAAGCAAUCAAAGGGAGGUCAGCUGGGUCAUACUAAGUUGGAAACACGCUAUUCCAUCCAACUUUGCAGAUUUUGAGUUUCUCUUCUUUCAUCGUAUAUAUGCACUUUCAGGGAAGAGUACAUACGUCAGUUUAUAUAUAUAUGUAUAUGUAUAUAUUCAGAACAUAAACACAAUGUUGUCUCCAGUGUUUUAAGGGCCUGGAGAUCAUCUCG